This is a messenger RNA of Mangifera indica (mango), 1565 nucleotides long. Its product is annotated as lanC-like protein GCR2. NCBI's taxonomy places the organism in Eukaryota, Viridiplantae, Streptophyta, Magnoliopsida, Sapindales, Anacardiaceae. Gene Ontology annotation, cellular component: plasma membrane. The transcript is spliced from 6 exons. Bases 113 to 1321 code for a protein of 402 amino acids. Gene Ontology annotation, biological process: carbohydrate metabolic process; peptide modification. The record is from RefSeq and is a predicted model, not a curated record.
GACUCGCCUACAUCUGUCGUGUGACAUCUCACAUUCAGUUCGGACACUUCUGGAUUUCUGCAAAACUCCAGGUGCUUCAACUCCACGCGUGAUCUAGCAACAAGAAGAAGCAAUGGCCGAUCGUUUCUUUCCCAAUGAAAUACCACCAGAAGCAUCGCCUACACCACAAGAGGACUCUCUCUCCAAACUCCUCUCUCUUCCAUACACAACUCUUUCGGAUAAACUCAAGACCUCAGCUCUUCAUCUCAAACAAACCAUUGUGAAUGAGACGUGGGGAUCGAGUGGAAAGCGUGUGAAAGAUUACACCUUGUACACGGGUGCUCUUGGCACUGCUUAUUUGCUGUUUAAAGCUUAUCAAAUUACCAAUAGUGAGAGUGAUCUUAAAUUGUGCUCUGACAUUGUUAAGGCUUGUGAUUCUGCUUCUAAAGAUUCAGGUAGGCAUGUGACAUUCAUAUGUGGGCGGGCUGGUGUUUGCGCUCUUGGUGCUGUUGUAGCGAAGCAUGCUGGUGACGAGAAGCUACUUAAGUACUACAUAACACAGUUUAAGGAGAUCAAACUCAAUAGUUAUUUGCCUAAUGAGUUAUUAUAUGGGAGAGUGGGGUUCUUAUGGGCUUGUUCUUUCUUAAACAAGCAUAUUGGUAAAGACACAAUAUCUACUACCUGUAUGAGGGCAGUUGUUGAUGAAAUUAUAAAGGCUGGCAGAAGAUUGGCUAGUAAGGGAAGAUGUCCAUUGAUGUAUGAAUGGCAUGGAAAGAAGUACUGGGGCGCUGCCCAUGGCCUGGCAGGGAUUAUGCAUGUUUUGAUGGACAUGGAAUUGAAGCCUGGUGAGAUGGAGGAUGUCAAGAAUACACUUCGCUACAUGAUAAAGAACCGUUUCUGCAGUGGCAACUAUCCUUCAAGUGAAGGAAGUGAAUCAGACCGUCUUGUGCAUUGGUGCCAUGGCGCUCCUGGAGUCACUCUUACCCUUGUGAAAGCAGCUCAGGUUUUUGGAGACACAGAAUUUGUGCAAGCAGCUGUGGAUGCAGGGGAGAUAGUAUGGCAGCGGGGUCUGCUUAAACGAGUUGGCAUCUGUCAUGGUAUCAGUGGAAACACCUACAUUUUUCUGGCGCUCUGCCGAUUGACUGGCAAUGUCGAGUACCUGUACAGGGCUAAAGCAUUUGCUUGCUUUCUAUUUGAUAGAGCACAAAAAUUGAUUUCAGAAGGGAAGAUGCAUGGAGGUGAUCGCCCCUAUUCACUGUUUGAAGGCAUUGGAGGAAUGGCUUAUCUUUUUCUGGAUAUGAUUGAAUCGUCCACAGCUAGGUUCCCAGCUUAUGAACUCUAAUUUUCUUGCUGGGAAAACAGUGAAGACAUCUACAAUAACACCUUUUUUCUUCUUCUUUGGGUGGAACCUAACUAGUGUAGUAAGCCUUGGGUCUAUGUAAAGUAAACAAAAAUACCCAAUUUUGCAUUGACAUCCUUCUUCAUACACUGAUUCAGCUUUGCGAACGUUGUUUAGUCAAAAUUCUAAUGUUUUGAAAGACCUUGCAAAGUUGGAAGUACAAUGAACAUGAACAUAAUUGAUGCCA